Messenger RNA from Lampris incognitus (smalleye Pacific opah), 897 nucleotides. RefSeq lists its product as uncharacterized. The transcript is spliced from 7 exons. Bases 1 to 897 code for a protein of 298 amino acids. Lineage: Eukaryota; Metazoa; Chordata; Actinopteri; Lampriformes; Lampridae. The record is from RefSeq and is a predicted model, not a curated record.
AUGCAGACUAUAAGGUCUCUGUUUUUCCCCAAAUGGACAUCUGACGCGCGCCUCGAUGGGAAGACAGCUAUCGUGACAGGAGCCAACACAGGCAUUGGCAAAGAGACAGCAAAAGACCUGGCCAGGAGAGGUGCACGGGUGAUUUUGGCAUGCAGAAAUACGGGAAGGGGAGAGCAAGCUGCUCAAGAUAUCAUGAGGGAGGUGAGCGGUGCCAAGGUCAUCACCAAGCAUCUGGAUCUGGCUGACACCAAAUCGAUCUGCGAGUUUGCUGAGAACAUUUACAAUACUGAAAGGUCUCUACAUUACCUGAUCAACAAUGCGGGUGUGGCUAUUUGCCCUUACUCCACCACAGUGGAUGGAUAUGAGAUGCAGUUUGGAGUCAAUCACUUGGGUCAUUUCUUCCUGACCUUCUUGUUACUGGACCUACUGAAGCACUCGGCCCCAUCCAGGGUCAUCAAUGUGUCUUCACUGACCCACGCUAUGGGCAAGAUCCAGUUUGAUGACCUGAGCAGUCAGAAAGGGUACCACCCUGUCAAGGCCUAUGUGCAGAGCAAACUGGCCAACGUCCUCUUCACCAGAGAGCUGGCCAAGAGAACCGAGGCGUUAGGUGUGACAACGUAUGCCGUGGACCCGGGCACGGUGAGCACCGACGUGAUGAAACACUUGAAACGCCCUUUUCAGGAGGCAGUGCGGGCGUUCAGUUUCAUGUUCCGCACCCCGGCGGAGGGAGCCUACACCAGCAUCUACUGCACCGUCAUGCCCGAGAACCAGCUGGUCACUGGCGGAUACUACAGGAACUGUGCAAAAGCGGAGAGCAGCAGGGCAGGUCAAGAUGACGGCACCGCCCUUAAACUCUGGGCUGUGAGCUGCCAUCUGCUUGGUAUCCGCUGGAGAUGA